This is a messenger RNA of Rotaria sordida, 1629 nucleotides long. NCBI's taxonomy places the organism in Eukaryota, Metazoa, Rotifera, Eurotatoria, Philodinida, Philodinidae. The record is from the annotation of a GenBank genome assembly.
AUGUGUGUUUCAAUAUUUAUUUCAUUAUCAGAACCAUCUUCGUCUGUAAACAAAGAAUCUAAAUUACCAAAUGAUCUUCCAACAUUACUAUUAAAUCUUCAUAAUAUUCUUUUAAAAAAAUCACAAGAUAAUGAUGAAAUUGAUUCCAAUAUUUGUCAAUAUAUUGAAUCCAUUCGAAGUAAAAUUCUAGAACUUACUAAUCUUAUUCAACCUACAGAAAUAUUUGAUAUAUUACAAGCAACGUUAAAAACUUAUAUUAAUGAAUUACUUUCAAUAAAAACAUGUCCAAAUAUUAUUUCAAGUAAUUCAUUUCAAACAAUAUUUCAUUCUUUAAUUUCUAUUGAAAUACAACUUGAUUUAUCAUCUAUAUUUGAAAAUAAUCCUCUUUAUGCUCGUACUGUUUUUUAUCGUUCAUUUGAUCUAUUAUCAUUACCUCUUAUAAAUGAUUUUCUUAAUGAUAAGUAUCCUAAUGAACUUUUUUCACAUUUGAUAUUUAUUCUCUGCACAAUUAUUAAUUAUAUUUACUCAACUAGUGGACGUAUUGUAUUUAAAAAAAAUGAUUUACAAAAUCUAGUAUCAAACAUGCGUUUACUUAUUGAAUAUGUUGAUAAAAAUAAACAAAAUUCAAAUGAAACUUAUAUUCCUAUAAUAAAUUCUAUUUUGAUAGUUUUUUGGACAUUAGCUGAUAAGACAAUAUUAGUUCCAACUAUAAUUGAAACAAAAUGUCCAAAUUAUGUUUUAAAAUGGAUUUCAAUGCAAGAUUUAUCUCUUGAUAUUCAACGGAUAUGUAUGCAUAUAUUAUAUAAUAUAGCACGGCAUGAUCAAGGUGCUGAAACAUUAAAUAAUGCUAAUGGCAUAAAUAUUCUUAAAGAAUUUCAACAACGAGUACUUCAACCAAAUAAAGAUAAUAAUAUUGAAUUAUAUAGAGAAUUACGUUUAUUUUAUUGCAUGACUUUAUCAUUAUUAACUGAACCAAAAGAAAAUCAAGAAGAUUUAAAUAAUCUUCGUCAAAUUCUUGAUCAACUUAUGCAAUUAAUUAUUGGUGGUGGACAAUCAAUAGAUAAUAGAUAUGAAGGAUUUCAUGUUAGUGAACCAAUUGUUGUUUUAACUAAACUUUGUGUACAUGAUAAAAUAUUAAAAUAUGUUUUAAAUGAAUCAUCUAUUAAGAAUAUGAAAGCUAAAUCUCGAAUAGAUUUCUUUUGUGAAUUAUUAAUAAAAUUUCGUGGAGCAUUAGUAAAUGACAAUGAUCUCGAUCAAUUAUCAUUAACAGCUUUAUUUAAUAUUCUAUGGAGUAUAUCAUUUCAUGAUGAAUAUAGUGAAGAAUUAAAGUCAAAUUCAAAAUUUUUAAUUACUGUUAAAAGUUUAGCAAAUGAUCAUGAAGAAACUUUGGGUGAUCAAUAUGUUUCUAAACAUAUGUCAUCAAUAUUAAAGGCAGCUAAUGGAAUUUUAUGGAAUCUUGAUGAAAAUAAUCCAGCUCGAACUUUUCGAACAACAGCUAUACCAGAAAUAAAGAAGGCACUUCAAAGUGAUAUCAAUAUAACUAAUCAAACACGUGUUAUGGUUAGUUAUUCACAUGCUGAUAAAGAAUUUUGUCAUCAACUUGUUCAGGUACUUCAAAAAGGUGAAUAA